This is a messenger RNA of Vanrija pseudolonga, 422 nucleotides long. RefSeq lists its product as uncharacterized. Gene Ontology annotation, biological process: negative regulation of apoptotic process; protein stabilization. Lineage: Eukaryota; Fungi; Basidiomycota; Tremellomycetes; Trichosporonales; Trichosporonaceae. The transcript has 4 exons. The record is from RefSeq and is a predicted model, not a curated record. The coding region runs from base 44 to 361 and encodes 105 amino acids.
CUCUCCUCCACAACAACAACAACACACCACCACCCACACCACAAUGACAAGUUCCCAAGGACGUGUGCCGCAAGGCGAGGUGGUCAUGGACUUCGCCGACGGAGGACAGUACAUAAAGAGCAAGCUCGAGCACUCGGUCGUCGAGCUCGAGCGACGACGCAUCACGCUCGACGAGGCGGCCAAGGCUGCGCGUGCGCUCGAGGCGUUGGAGGUGAAGGCGCCUGCUGCCGUCAAGGCGGAGGACGUUACGUUGAUCGUCAAGGAGCUCGGCGUGAGCAAGGAGGAGGCGGAGAACGCCCUGCGUGCCGACAAGGGCGACGUCGUCAAGGUCCUUGUCCGGCUGUCUGCGCCUCGGCAGUAGGCUCGUCACGCGGCUGGCUCGCUGAGGCUGAACGGCUAGGCUAUGGUACACUACAUGCAUU